AUGAGCUUCGCCGACUAUGCGUCGUCCCUCCCGCCCACGCUCUCGGCCGCCACCUCCCACGCCCCACCCGACACCCGCGCGUCCCUAACCCUCCCGUGCGCCCAGACGCGUCAAGCCGUCGAGAGCGCGACGCUGCAGCUCGAACAGUUCCAGCGCCAAGUGCUCGCAGUCAAACGCGCGUCGCUCGCCGAGGGCGCGGUCGACGAGGACCUGCACGACCGCAUCCGCUUUGCGUGUCUGCUCCAGCACGAGAUCGGCACCGCUUUGGCGGUCCUGCCGGUCCCCGCGGCGCAGUCGCUGAUCAAACGGAAGCUGUGCAACGACUUUGCAGCCAUUUCUAACCAGCUCGAACCCGCGGUCGCGCGCGUUUCUAAACGGGAACAAGCGCAGAAACAGGCGCGACAGACCCAGCAGCAGCACGAAGACGGGCCUCUAUUCGAAGCACCUCUGGGUACCCAAGCGGUCGAAAGCGCCGAGCUCGAGAGGGAGAUCGCCCAGAACGAAGCGCUCAUUGAAGAGCGCGAGCACGAUCUACACCAGAUCCACCAGAGUGUCGCCCAGGUGAAUGAGAUUUUCCGGGACUUGGCGGCGCUGGUGCAGGAGCAGCAGGGCGCGAUUGAUGACGUGGACGCGCACGUGCACGAGAGCCUGCAGCAGACGCAGCAGGGGCUGAAGGAGGUGCAGAAAGCGUCGGACAUGCAGGGGCAGCUGCAGCUGCUAGUCGGAGAGCAGCACAAGCUGAAGCAUUUGGACAUUGGAACGAGAACACUUUUCGAGUUUGGUGUAUAUUUAAUGCAGCUUCAGAUGCACGACGCGUUGGAAUAG
Peronospora matthiolae is the source of this 825-nucleotide messenger RNA. The record is from the annotation of a GenBank genome assembly. Lineage: Eukaryota; Oomycota; Peronosporomycetes; Peronosporales; Peronosporaceae.